AUAAACUAUUUUGUUCCAAAGGAGGAGGUGCGGGUAAGGUAGCUUGUAUGUGAGUGUUGCAUUCCAUCUAUGCCAUGGAUACCCUUUCAAGGAUUAGAUUCCUCCCCACUUGUUACAGCCUUCAGUUCCCAAAGAUUUCUGCAUUAUCUCGUUUCCCAAGUGCUUUUUACCCAAACACUACCCUGGUUUCAGUACCAAGAGCUGGUCCUCCUUCAGUGAGUGAUGCAGAUGAGGAAGUCUUGCAAAUAUUUUUUAAGGAGAGAGAAUUAAAUGGGGAUUUUAUAUCCAGAGCUUCUGAUUUAUUAUGGCAAAGGAAUUUCAGAAGUUCUGGUGAUUAUGAUGCUAGCAAGCUCAACAACAACACCUCUCAACAAACAGAGCAGAUCAUUGAGAUUGACAGUGAUGAUGGUUUUUUGAAACUUUCAAGAACCCAAGAGUGGAUAUUAGGUGACAAUUCUGCACCAAUAAACAAGAAGGCGAGUGCUAAGGUGUUGCAAGACCUCAGUGCAAGACGCAAGAAACUGAACAUGCUCAAUUAUGAAUCUCUCAAGAGGGAAAUACUGCUUCUAUCUCUGGGUGUUGGAUUGGCUUGCAGUGGAUAUUGCUUGAUAACUUUGUCGUUACAGGCUGCUAUAAGUUAUGCGAUUGGAGUCCUUUUCAGUUGCUUGUACCUCCAGCUCUUAUAUAAACAUGCAGACAACUUAUCCAGUGAAACGGUUCCUCAAAUAUUCAUGAAAAAGAAGUCAAAGAAAAUUGGUAUAAGAAGUGAGGACCUUGAAGAUUUAUUGGAGAGGUCAAUCAAGGGUAUCAGUAUAUCACUUUCAUCUCCAAGGCUUGUGAUUCCAGCAUCAAUUUUCGGGCUUUGGGUUUUAUCUCAUCAAUAUUUUGCCAAUGACUUCUUUGAUUUUCAGAUUGUGCCAGCUAUGUUUGGGAUGUUUGUGUACAAGGCUGCUGUUCUAGUGCAAGUUUAUAGAGACAAUGAAGAUUUACAGCUUGUGUUUCCUGAAAAGGAAGAUGGUUCAAGUGACUGAAAUUUUUAUUUUGCUGUGCUCAGCAGAGUACACUCCUCCCUGCAAAGCACUACAUUUAUUGUCAUUUCAGUUAUGGAAGAAUGCUAGUAACAUAUUUUUUAAAGCAUUUGGUAAAAAUUAUAUGUUAGAAAGUUUGUUGUUAGCAUUUCUCUGAAUUCAAAAUGUGACAUAAAUGAAUGUACAACCUCCACUUCACCUACUGUCUUUGUACCUUAAACAAUGACAAAGGUGUUAAAAGAAGACAAUAUAAAUUGAAAUGAUAAAAAGUCAUUGUUAACGUUUCUU
Abrus precatorius (Indian licorice) is the source of this 1316-nucleotide messenger RNA. RefSeq lists its product as uncharacterized. The coding region runs from base 75 to 1031 and encodes 318 amino acids. The record is from RefSeq and is a predicted model, not a curated record. The transcript is spliced from 9 exons. NCBI's taxonomy places the organism in Eukaryota, Viridiplantae, Streptophyta, Magnoliopsida, Fabales, Fabaceae.